Molecule: messenger RNA, 540 nt
Organism: Nematocida major
Lineage: Eukaryota; Fungi; Microsporidia
Exons: 1
Coding region: 1-540 (179 amino acids)
Source: RefSeq, a predicted model, not a curated record
AUGCCAACAUACGCCAAAAAUAAAUUCUUCAUUCUAGUUUUUUUCUCUCCAGCCUCUCCAGAACACUAUAUUUUGUUCACUUUAUUUUUCUUCUUUUUCCUGCAGCAAGACUGUCCACACACCCCGCCACGCCAAAGCGCCCAGAACGGCAAGGAUGCCCAAGUAUACGCCCCGCCACAUCUGUCGGCUGCCAAAACACCGUGCCGCAGGAAGCUGUUUAGUGCGCCAACCCAUUCUCUUCGCCCGCUGGAAGCAGCGCUCGCACAGAAAAUUAAUAAACAAACAAAGACGACUACACUGCCAGCCUUCCUGGCUCUGAACACACAAGGCCAGACAGCACCCUGCUGGCUCAGUGCAAAACUGCACACUUUGCAGAGGAAUCUGCACGGUUGCCACACCAUCAUUUUUGUCAUAAAUCCGGGCAUAUUUGCUUCAGAGGCUAAUGCCAGUUCCAGUAGAGACUUACUAACCUUUGGAGACCCCGGCUGUCGAUUAUCAACUGACUUAACGGUAUGCUCUUCUUAUGUUUGUGCAUCGUAA